AUCAUUCGCAUAUCCAUUCGCAAGCUUUUUGUUAAUCAAUUCUGAGCUCUGCGUCUCUUUUUCAUUUCCCUUUCCUUUUCGAUUUUCUGUCACUUUUUCUCGAGAAAAUAUGACUAUCCUCAUUGACCAGCCUGAGCUAGGGUCACAACCGGAGAAGCUUUACUCUGAGACCAUUGAGUUGGUGUUGGACGGCGGAUUUCCGGUGCCGAAAGAUGGGUUUAUGGCGCCUGAGAUCAAUUCGUUUGGGAACUCAUUCAGGGAUUAUGAUGCGGAGAGCGAGAGGCAGAAGACCGUGGAGGAGUUCUAUAGAAUAAACCACAUUAACCAGACAUAUGAUUUUGUGAAGAAGAUGAGAGAGGCGUAUGGGAAAUUGGACAGGGUAGAGAUGAGCAUAUGGGAAUGCUGUGAGCUUCUCAAUGAUGUUAUAGAUGAUAGUGAUCCUGACUUGGAUGAGCCUCAGAUUGAGCACUUGUUGCAGACUGCUGAAGCCAUCAGGAAAGACUAUCCCAAUGAAGAUUGGCUCCACUUGACUGGCCUUAUUCAUGAUCUUGGAAAGGUCCUGCUUCAUCCUAGCUUUGGAGAGCUUCCUCAAUGGGCUGUUGUUGGUGACACCUUCCCUGUUGGGUGUGCUUUUGACGAGGCCAAUGUCCAUCACAAGUAUUUCAAGGAAAACCCAGAUUACAACAACCCUCAUUACAGCACCAAGAAUGGAAUUUACUCUGAAGGGUGUGGUCUAGACAAUGUAAUGAUAUCUUGGGGACAUGAUGACUACAUGUACUUGGUAGCCAAGGAAAAUAAAUCAACUCUACCUCCAGCAGCAUUGUUUAUCAUCAGAUACCAUUCCUUCUAUCCUCUACACAGAUAUGGAGCAUACAAACACCUAAUGAAUGAAGAGGAUGUUGAGAAUUUGAAGUGGCUUCAUAUAUUCAACAAGUAUGAUCUCUACAGUAAGAGCAAGGUUAGAAUUGAUGUUGAAAAGGUCAAGCCAUACUAUCUCUCCCUCAUUGAAAAGUAUUUCCCUGCAAAGCUCAGAUGGUGAAGAGAGGCUAAGGCAUAAUGGAUCAAGAAAAGGGAUUAAUUUUUUAUUCCUUCAAGUGACCUUGGAGAUUGAAACAGUUAGUAUGUAUGAAUAACUUAAUAAGGAAGCUUGAUGGGCUUGCUUCAGUUUAUUCUGUAUAUCACUGUAUCCUGUAUCAAAUACUAAUGUUUGUACCAUGCCUUUAAUUUGUUUUGAGAAAAACAUUUCUCAGCUUCAAUAAAUGAUCAUGAAUCUUGACUUA
Molecule: messenger RNA, 1280 nt
Organism: Vitis riparia (riverbank grape)
Lineage: Eukaryota; Viridiplantae; Streptophyta; Magnoliopsida; Vitales; Vitaceae
Product: probable inositol oxygenase
Exons: 11
Coding region: 110-1039 (309 amino acids)
Biological process (GO): inositol catabolic process
Cellular component (GO): cytoplasm
Molecular function (GO): iron ion binding; inositol oxygenase activity
Source: RefSeq, a predicted model, not a curated record